Molecule: messenger RNA, 822 nt
Organism: Kluyveromyces lactis
Lineage: Eukaryota; Fungi; Ascomycota; Saccharomycetes; Saccharomycetales; Saccharomycetaceae
Gene: HAC1
Product: transcription factor HAC1
Exons: 1
Coding region: 1-822 (273 amino acids)
Biological process (GO): positive regulation of transcription by RNA polymerase II
Molecular function (GO): DNA-binding transcription factor activity, RNA polymerase II-specific
Source: RefSeq, a predicted model, not a curated record
AUGACAGGAAAAAACAGCGUGAGUGAUAUUCCAGUGAACUUUAAGCCCACAUUACCACCAAGGAAACGGGCAAAGACUCAGGAAGAGAAGGAGCAGAGAAGGAUCGAGAGAAUUUUGCGUAACCGUAGGGCUGCACAUCAAUCUCGUGAGAAGAAACGUUUGCAUGUGCAACGGUUGGAAGAGAAAUGUCAUCUAUUGGAAGGCAUUUUGAAAAUGGUUGAUUUGGAUAUUUUGAGUGAGAAUAACGCGAAGCUUAGCGGGAUGGUUGAACAAUGGAGAGAAAUGCAAGUCAGUGAUUCUGGAAGUAUUUCUUCUCAUGACAGUAACACCGGGAUGCUAGACUCUCCAGAGAGUCUAACGUCUAGUCCUGAUAAGAAGGACCAUUAUUCUCAUUCAAGUCAUUCGACAUCAAUAAGUAGUUCUUCAUCCUCUUCUUCUCCUUCGAAUCUACCGCAUGGAAUGGUAACUGACAAUGGUAUGCUUGACGAAGAUAACAAUUCUUUGAAUUACAUCUUGGGACAACAGAAUUACCAACUAUCAUCUACUCCUGUGGUAAAGCUCGAAGAAGACCAUUCGAUGCUUUUAGAAAAUAAUGGCGAUGCUGAUCUAAACGAUGUGGGAAUUUCCUUCAUCGCUGAAGAUGGUACCAACAGCGACAACAAAAAUAUAGAUAUGAGAAACCAGGAAACUGGCGAAGGUUGGAACCUCUUGUUGACGGUACCUCCUGAACUAAACUCCGACUUGUCUGAACUUGAACCAUCAGAUAUAAUAAGUCCAAUCGGCCUUGACACAUGGCGCAAUCCAGCAGUGAUUGUAACAUGA